AUGCUGAAAGGACUCGCCCUGAUCGGAACGGGAAUCUGGCUCCUGUUCGUGGUGUCCAAGGCCUACGCGGGUCGGCAGAGGCUUCAGAACAGCGGUUUCACCAGGAGAUACCCGCACGUCGACACGCUCUUCGGCAUCGAUCUGCUGCUGCAGGUAUGGAGGGAUUUUCACAGGGGCCAGCUCGCCGAGGGCAUGAGGCGGCGGCACGAACGGUACGGCGAGACGUUCAUCACGACCGAGCUGGGAUCCCCCUGCGUCUACACGAUCGACCCGGAGAACAUCCGGACCAUCACUACGAGCCAGUUUGAGGAUUUUGGCAAAUCAUCAUGGGUCGGCGAGGCGUCCAAGCAUGUCGGCGCCGGCAUCCUCCUCAACCAGGGCGAGGCGUGGAAGCAGUCCAAGACGCUGCUCAAGCCCAUCUUUGCUCACUCGACCUUUGGAGAUCCGGUCCUCGUGGAGCCUCACUUCCAGCAGCUGGCGGCGACCAUCCGGUCGCACGGGGGCAGGCAGGUGGACUUCCAGGAUCUGGCGGCCGGCUUCAUGCUCGACACCGUGAGCGACUUCCUGUUCGGAAGCUCGACGGGCUGUCUUGACGCAGGGGUCGACUCGUCGGAAGCAGAGCAUUUCCUCGCCUGCAUCAAGGCGUUUGAGCCGCCGUCCGGCAUGUUCAUGGCCGUCGGCGCGCUGGCCUGGAUCGAGCUGCUCCCCUCGUAUCGGCGGCUGAUCCGCGUGGUAAACGGGAUGAAGAGCUUCUUCGCCAACCGGCUCGAUGCCAUCAUCUCGUCGGACGGGACCGGCUGCGUCCAAUCAUCGUCCGGCACCUCGUGCUUCCGCAUGAUGAAGACCAUCGGCGUGCCUGUGGCACAGAUCCAGGCCGAGCUGAAAAACAUCUACUUUGCCAGCUUCGACACCUCCACGGCGCUGCUCUCCAACGUCGUCGAGAUUCUGGCAUCGAGACCUGCCAUCCAGCAGCGCCUCCGCGACGAAAUUGCGCACCUUGGCGACCAAGCCCCCGGGAGGAACGACCUGGCUAAAGUGCGAUACCUGCGCUAUGUCAUUCUCGAAGCUCUCCGCCUCUACUCCCCAGUCACCUCGCACUCCAGACGCGCCCUGGUCGACACAACCCUUCCGCGCGGCGGCGGAAGCGACGGUCUCGGCCCGGUCACCAUCGCAAAGGGAACGACGAUCAUCUGGAGCACGUACGCACUGAACCGGUCCCCCAAGCACUACGGGACGGACUGGGCCGAGUUUCGACCCGAAAGAUGGGAAGAGCUGGAGGGCAGAUGCAGCCACUUCUUCAUGCCCUUUGGGUCCGGCCCGCGCAUCUGCAUGGGCCAGCAAAUGGCGCAGGCCCAGCUCGCGUAUGUCAUUGUGCGGCUGCUGCAGAACUUCUCGGCUAUCGAGAGCAGCGACAGCCGGCCAUUCCGGGAGGCCGCGGCCGUCUCCUUCUACAACGGCAACGGCACCCUGGUCUCGCUGCGGAGCCAAUGGCGGUAG
Messenger RNA from Thyridium curvatum, 1497 nucleotides. RefSeq lists its product as uncharacterized. NCBI's taxonomy places the organism in Eukaryota, Fungi, Ascomycota, Sordariomycetes, Thyridiales, Thyridiaceae. Gene Ontology annotation, molecular function: oxidoreductase activity, acting on paired donors, with incorporation or reduction of molecular oxygen; heme binding; iron ion binding. The transcript has 2 exons. The record is from RefSeq and is a predicted model, not a curated record. The coding region runs from base 1 to 1497 and encodes 498 amino acids.